UAAUUGGUAUAAAAAUAGGAAAGAGUUUUGCACUGUUCGUGAUCUAGGCCACCUUUCUUUUCGGUUAGUGGAUACCGACCCUUAAUACCAGAGGGCUAAUUUCUCACCAAACUCCCAAGCCUCUCCUCUAGUCCUCCUCGCAAAGCCCUCGUCAAAUCCUUCUACAGUUCGAUUUUCACCUACGAUUCUAGAGUUUUGGCCACACUUAGAUCUGCAUAGUCCUCAAGGGGACUAGGGUUUAAGCUUUUCUCGUCCGUAUAACGGCAGCCCACAAAUUGUAAAUCACUCUGAAGUUUUUUUCUCCUUUGAUCCAUCGCGUAAAACUCUACAGCCCACCAUCAUGAUCUGCUCGAUAAAGCAAUCCGUGUCCUCUUUGCAAGCCCUCACUCGUUCAGACUUUUACCAGCGGAAGUCUCCGGUAAAGUCGUUGUCUCUCCCCUCCGUUGUUGGCGGUACCUCGCCUGUGAAGCCUCUCCAUCUAGCUCCGGUUCGGGGUUUGGGUUUUGGGUUGAUCGAGGAUUUGAGGGUUCGGAGGCCCUUGAUCAGAUGCGAGGCUUACGAGGCUGACCGGUCGGAGCCGGUCGAGAGCGACGUCGUAAAGGGGCGAUCAGAGGCGGCGAAGAAGGUGAAGAUCGGGUUGUAUUUCGCGACGUGGUGGGCUCUGAACGUUGUGUUCAAUAUUUAUAACAAGAAAGUUCUCAAUGCGUUUCCGUACCCUUGGCUGACGUCGACGUUGUCGCUUGCGACCGGAUCGCUUAUGAUGCUGAUCUCCUGGGCUACUAGGAUCGCUGAAACUCCUAAGACUGAUUUUGCGUUUUGGAAGACCCUUUUUCCUGUUGCUGUGGCUCAUACAAUUGGGCAUGUGGCUGCAACAGUGAGUAUGUCCAAGGUUGCGGUGUCUUUUACUCACAUAAUCAAGAGUGGUGAGCCUGCAUUCAGUGUCUUAGUUUCAAGGUUCCUAUUGGGUGAGAGUUUUCCAACUUCGGUGUACUUCUCGCUCAUUCCAAUCAUCGGAGGUUGUGCUCUGGCCGCCGUCACCGAGCUGAACUUCAACAUGAUUGGUUUUAUGGGAGCCAUGAUUUCGAACCUGGCUUUUGUUUUUCGCAACAUAUUUUCAAAGAGAGGCAUGAAGGGGAAGUCUGUUAGUGGAAUGAACUACUAUGCUUGUCUUUCUAUAAUGUCACUGUUAAUUCUCACCCCGUUCGCAAUUGCUGUCGAGGGACCACAGAUGUGGGCUGCUGGAUGGCAAAAUGCCGUUUCUCAAAUUGGACCCCAUUUCGUAUGGUGGGUGGCGGCCCAGAGUGUAUUCUAUCACCUCUACAAUCAGGUGUCAUACAUGUCGCUGGAUGAGAUCUCUCCCUUGACGUUUAGCAUUGGAAACACCAUGAAGCGUAUAUCUGUCAUAGUCUCCUCAAUCAUCAUCUUCCACACACCCGUCCAGCCCAUCAAUGCUCUUGGAGCUGCCAUCGCAAUCCUUGGAACUUUCUUGUAUUCUCAGGUAUUUGCUCAUUCCCUUCAUGAAUUGAGGAUGGUUUAUUCAGAGCUGUCUGAAAAAAUAAAUCAAUAUAUACUAAUAAUAAGGAAAAUAAUUUGUUUGUAAGAAUAUCUCCUGUUUACUUUUUGGACAAAUCCAAUGGCAUAUGACAUGUAAUUUAAUGCAAAACCAAAGGCUUUUAAGAGUCUCUCAUUGGACUCAAUGGCGCCAUUCUAGUUAUAAUGAUAAUGUAAGGAUGACACUGACCAAACAGAUAUGAGGACAAGCAUAUACAUGCUUGUAUCAUAAAAAAGACAAGAGACUGGUAAGAAUUUCUCUCCAUCUCCUGGAGGAGACUUCACUGUCAUCUCUAGGGGUCAUGCCAAUAUGACGGCUGACCACCUCUUUUUGCAUAAUAAUUUUGUUGUCAAGCAUGGGUUGUUGGUCUAGUAAUCUCUUAUUAAUGUUGUACUGAUGAUAUUCUGGAAUAUAACUGAUGAGUGCAUUCUUUCAUGCUUUUCCUUGCAGGCAAAGCAGUGAGGAAGCUGGAGUUGGAAUUUAGGUUUCCGGGCUGCUAUGGAGGAGGAUGCAUGGUCACAGAGAGUAGUCAGGUGGUCCGGCAGCGUUUCUAGCUGUAGAUAAUAAAUAAUUACAGAAGUAACAUUACUAUUACACAUGCGUUUUACCUUUCUUAGGCAGAUAUGAGAAGUGAGGUGUAUGAAUAAAGAGAGUUAGGCAAGAUGAUAAUAAGUAAUAACAAUAAUAAUAAUGGCUCAGUACUGCCAUUGAUUCCUGA
Vitis vinifera (wine grape) is the source of this 2270-nucleotide messenger RNA. RefSeq names its product glucose-6-phosphate/phosphate translocator 1, chloroplastic. Lineage: Eukaryota; Viridiplantae; Streptophyta; Magnoliopsida; Vitales; Vitaceae. Gene Ontology annotation, biological process: transmembrane transport. Bases 341 to 1600 code for a protein of 419 amino acids. The transcript is spliced from 4 exons. Gene Ontology annotation, molecular function: antiporter activity; phosphoglycerate transmembrane transporter activity; triose-phosphate transmembrane transporter activity. The record is from RefSeq and is a predicted model, not a curated record. Gene Ontology annotation, cellular component: Golgi apparatus; membrane.